Molecule: messenger RNA, 2553 nt
Organism: Tachysurus fulvidraco (yellow catfish)
Lineage: Eukaryota; Metazoa; Chordata; Actinopteri; Siluriformes; Bagridae
Gene: plscr3b
Product: phospholipid scramblase 3b
Exons: 9
Coding region: 231-1187 (318 amino acids)
Biological process (GO): plasma membrane phospholipid scrambling
Cellular component (GO): plasma membrane
Molecular function (GO): phospholipid scramblase activity
Source: RefSeq, a predicted model, not a curated record
AGAAGGGCGUGUAGGAGGAAAAUGUAUUAUCUGGGCGGAGUGUUCAUGGGUCAAGCUCAGGUCCACCGUGUGCGUAAAUCAGAGAAGCAGGUUCCUGUUUUUGUCAAUACAUCAAUACCAUUUGACAAGUUUGGCACAGAGAAACAUCUCCGAUCUGUUUCUGAGGUCAUCUGCUAAACGACAUUAGUCUCUAAUAGGACAAGAAGUCAGUUGUCACAUUUUGCUGCAACAUGUCGGCUCCAGAUUAUUCAUCCCCACACCAGGCUCCAUACCCCAUGCCCCAAAUGGGAGACUCUGUGCCCCCCUACCCAGGAGGGGGUUACGGGGAUCAUGGUCCUCCACCUGCGGGAUUCUACAUGGGCUACCAACCCAACCCAAAUCAACCAGUCAUGUACCAGCCAAGCCCGGGUGGUCCACCACAACAACCAAUCCAGAUGAAUGCAUAUGCAGGUGAAGCUCCAUUACCCACUGGCCCUUCUGCAGCAGCACCUUUAGCAGUGCCAGUAGGAGUACCACCAGGUCUAGAAUAUUUAACGCAGAUUGACCAGAUCCUGAUUCACCAGAAAGUCGAGUUGUUGGAAGCGUUCAUUGGCUUUGAAACUAACAAUCAAUAUGAGAUCAAGAACAGCGUGGGCCAGAAGAUUUACAAGGCCAAAGAGAAGAAUGACUGCUGCACACGUAACUGCUGUGGUUCACUGAGAAGCUUUGACAUGAAGAUUAAAGACAACAUGGAUCGGGAGGUCAUACGGCUGAUUCGCCCUUUUCGCUGUGCCUCCUGCUGGUGCCCAUGCUGCAUGCAAGAGCUGGAAGUGCAGGCACCCCCUGGCACCACCAUCGGAUAUGUGACCCAAGACUGGCAUCCUUGUUACCCAAAAUUCUCCAUCAAGGGUGCCAACAAAGAGACUCUGAUGAAACUAGAGGGACCCUGUUUAGCCUGCAACUGCUGUGGGGAUGUCCACUUUGAGCUGAAAAGCAAGGAUGGAGGAAAGUCUAUUGGUCGAAUCAGUAAGCAGUGGAGUGGACUACUAAAGGAGGCGUUCACUGACGCAGACAACUUCGGCAUCCAGUUUCCCAUGGACAUGGAUGUGAAAAUGAAAGCUGUCCUGAUGGGUGCUUGCUUCCUUAUUGAUUUCAUAUUCUUUGAAAAAGUGGGAGACUCCAACCAACGUAACACGGUCUUCUCUUAGAGAAGUCGACAUUCUCCAACGUGCCUUCUUCCAAUAAUUCAUUCCUGUUUUUUUUAUCCAUUUCCUGUUGCUCAAACCCAGGAGCCUUAGGCCUUUUCACAGACUUACUGCUUUCUCUCAUUUUAUAAGAAUCACACCUGAACUAUAGGAAACAAAAUGAUGUUUGUAUAACACGGGAAUGUUGUCAACCCAAACCAGUCUUUCAUGUUCACCCAUGUUUGUCACAAGUGAUAUGCAUGCCAUUUUCUUGACUAACUUAAUGCCUUCUAGUUUAAAAUGAUUUGUAUGCACUUGUUGACUUCUAUCACUUUUUGCUUGUCACAGUCAUAGUGUAAUUUUCUUAUAAAUUGGAUAGACAUUUGUAAAUCAAGGUUUUGCCGUCUUGUUCAAAAACCACUUUUGUUACCAUCAAAUCUUUCUUUUCAAAUAUUUUCUAUGGUUUUUUGAGGACACUAACAAUGCUACAGUGUACCUCUUAUCUACAAUCGCAAAGAUUUAUAUUUUUUUGUGACAUGUUAUAUACAUAAGUUAGACAAAAGAUGUAAUGUAGUCUAGAAAUACUUUUCUUUCCUUAACUCUUAAUCUCCAAAGGUCUGUCUGUGGUUCCAGGUACACACCUCUCCUUAUUUUCAUUAGAUAGUGUUAAUUUAGAUACUUAUAGUAUUUUUUAAACAAUACAAUUGAUAAAUAACUACAUAACCUGGGCAGUAAAGGGUUUACUCAUAGGCUCCCAAAUAUUAAUGUACCAGUUGGUGAGGAAAAACUGAGCAGUAACUGGGAGGACUCCACUGCUGGAAAUUCUUUUAUUUCCAUUAUUUUGUGUUCCCUGUGGUGGAUGAUGACAUGCUUAAAGAACCCACAGUGUGUGGAGAAGGAAAAAGUGUACAGCAACAGACUUUUGUCAAAUGUAUGUGUUCAGCAUAACAGGAAGUACCUUAAACUGUUUUUAAUAACCAUAUAAGUGUAAUUGGUGCCUGUAAAGAUGCACCUGAUGAUGUCAGUGAGACUUAUCACUUUAAAAUGUGGUCUAAUUUGCUUGUCAAAAGCAAAUCUUUACACAACUAAUUUAUGCUUCUAAUCUUGCUUUGCACAAGUGCCUGAACCGUCCAUAUUAUUUUCACCAAAAGCUAAAGUAUAGCCAAUUUUUUUAUUAUUUGAGUAAAACUAAGGCUUUCAGAAGGUUUCAGAAAAAUAAAGUAUAAUGUUAUUAGUAUUACCCUGAAGAAGGUUUACCUCAUCCUGCACAAAAACCUACCUUUGUAUGUCAAAAUAUGCAUGUACAUGUAUGUAUCAUGAACUGUAAAAUUACUUGAUAACUUUGAGAAGGCUUUACUCACCCGUGAUAAUAAACAACUAAUAAACUACA